Messenger RNA from Penicillium digitatum Pd1, 2253 nucleotides. RefSeq names its product kinesin family protein. Gene Ontology annotation, biological process: microtubule-based movement. Gene Ontology annotation, molecular function: plus-end-directed microtubule motor activity; ATP hydrolysis activity; microtubule binding. Gene Ontology annotation, cellular component: kinesin complex; microtubule. Lineage: Eukaryota; Fungi; Ascomycota; Eurotiomycetes; Eurotiales; Aspergillaceae. The record is from RefSeq and is a predicted model, not a curated record.
AUGAGUGUCCGAGUUGUUGCGCGUAUUCGUCCCCUUCUCAAGUCCGAACGGGAGGCCGAUGUGAUCGUUCGAACAGGAUCUUCAGCUGUCACCGACUCCAAAUUACGUCAGUCUAUAAAUGGCGAGAAGAGUGACAAAAGCGACAAGAAAUUGGCGGCAUUGAGGGACAGGGAUAAUGUGGUUCGGAUUCCAAACCCCAAGAAUGAGGGAGAAGAGUAUGCGUUCCAGUUCAAUGGGGUAUACGAUGCGGAUGUGUCGCAGCAGGAGCUGUUUGAUGCUGAAGUGGCGCCAACGAUCAAGCAUCUUCUCAACGGAUUCGACGUGACUAUCUUCGCAUACGGCGUCACCGGAACAGGAAAGACACACACAAUGCGUGGGGGGAAAACCUUGGCAGACCGGGGUGUAAUUCCCCGGCUACUCAGUGGCAUCUACAGACGCAGCAGGAAGAUUGAGAAGGAUAGCGAUGAACAGACGACGGUUCAGGUUGCCCUGAGCUAUUAUGAAAUCUACAACGACAAGGUGUACGACUUGUUCGAGCCGCCCGAGAAGCGCACACUGUCAGGUCUUCCCCUCCGAGAUAAUGGCGGCAAAACUGUGGUUUGCGGCUUGAGUGAGAAGCCAUGUACUACUUUGAAGGAGUUUGAGCAGCUUUAUGACCAGGCCAACACUAACCGAUCUACCUCCGCGACAAAGCUCAACGCCCAUUCGUCUCGAUCUCACGCCGUUCUCGGCGUGAAGGUCACCAUCUCCUCUUCCGACAAGGUUCGCGUCAGCACUGCAUCUGCUAUUGAUCUUGCAGGAUCUGAAGACAACCGAAGGACGGAAAAUGACAAAGAGCGCAUGGUUGAAUCGGCUAGCAUUAACAAGAGUCUGUUUGUUCUGGCACAGUGUGUCGAAGCUAUCAACAAGAAGCAGCAUCGCAUCCCAUACCGCGAAUCUAAGAUGACAAGAAUUUUGUCCUUAGGGCAGAACAAUGGCUUGACAGUGAUGAUUCUUAACCUCGCGUCUGUUCGCUCCUACCAUCUUGACACAAUCAGCUCCCUGAACGUUGCCAAUCGCACACGGAAGAUCGAGGUCCGCGAAGUAGAAAACGAUCCCAUGUUCAAGGGUCCGGCCCGACCAUCGACCCGGUCAUCUAUAGGCACGCGGCAACCUUUGCGUGCACUAACUGCUUCUGUGAACGUAAAUAUGCCGGCGUCCGCUGCAAAGGACUCCGCAGAAAAGGAAGACGGCAAGCCCGUGAAGGCAUUCAGCGUGUAUUCGGACAAGCCGCAACCGAAGCUUAUUAGCCAGCUUCGGAAACCCGAAGCACCGAAACGCACCUCGACCUCCAACGCCCCCUCCGGUCUUCCGUCACUGAAGCUCGCUCGUCAGCCUCUCGGUGCGCAACCCACCGUGCGCCAUGAUGACAUCUCGGCUGCUAGGAUUGAGGAGAUGGUUGAGAGGAAGGUCGAGGAGAUCCUAGCAGUGCGGGCCGUGAGCGAACAGUCGAGACAGACGCAAGCCGAUGAGCUUAAUGAGCAGCUAAAAAAGCGACUGGAGCAACUGGAACAGCGCAUUGAUGGCACAGAAGAUGCGCGGGCCGAGGGCCUGUCGUACCUGCUGAUGGCUAAACAACACCAGGCACGUGGUGAAGACAGCUCAGCCUUGAGAAUGUAUCAACUGGCAGCUCCUCACUUCCCUCAUAAUGAGAAGCUGGCAGGCAAGAUUGCUGCUCUGAAACAGCGCGUUCUUGCAAAGACUUGGGAAGAGAAAGUCCAUUGCCCACUCAAGAGCACGGGUAGCAUGCUCUCCCUCAAGAAGGACGCAACAAAAACCCUUGGCAAACGCGAAGCAGAAAGCCACGAGGAUGAAUACAUGGACCAGCAUCAAGCCGGCUUUUCAAGCGACGAGGAUGUUCCUCGCCCAAGACACAAGAAGCGUGCUUCAGCCAAGCUCAGUCAGAUCGAGGAAACCCCCGAACUCCUUGAUAGUGAGAACCCGUCCAUCUCUCCCCGAACUUUGCACGUCCUUUCCAUCAUCAACUCGCGGGAUGUGAGCCAGAUCAAAUUGCUCAAAGGAGUGGGCGCCAAGAAAGCAGAGGCUCUUGUUGAUUGCCUUUGCGAGAUGGACCAGACAUUAUUGGAUAUAACCGACAGUGGAAGCGUCUCCGACCAGUCCCAAUUCCAGGUUAACAGCCUGGCGCAACUGAGCCAGCUGAAAGGUGUUGGGGUCAAGACGGUCGAGAACAUGAGACAAGGGGUAUUGGCGUGA